GCAGUUCGCAAGGCGCCUCUUUCGACUCUGCAACGUUGCGGCGGCUUUAUUUUUUUCGGAAUAGCAAUGUCUGAAAAAGCCAGCUGUGAAUAUGGCACACCUAAGUAUUACGCGCUUUGUGGUCUCGGUGGAGUUCUAAGCUGUGGUCUCACACACACUGGAGUAGUCCCAUUGGAUCUAGUUAAAUGUCGUUUGCAAGUUGACCGAGCUAAAUAUAAAAAUAUUUCUCAUGGAUUUAAAAUCACCAUUGCCGAAGAAGGCAUACGAGGUUUAGGAAAGGGUUGGGCACCAACGUUUUUUGGGUACUCUCUCCAAGGACUGGGAAAAUUUGGGUUUUACGAAGUGUUCAAACACAUAUACAACGGUUUCCUAUCUGAAGAAAACGCGUAUUUAUGGAGAACAUCUGUGUACCUGGCGGCCAGUGCCAGUGCAGAAUUUUUCGCUGAUAUUAUGCUUUGUCCCAUGGAAGCUGUGAAAGUACGAAUACAAACAAUGCCGGGUUGGGCUAGUACACUCAGAGAAGGUGUACCAAAAAUGUACAGAAAUGAAGGCCUUGUUGGAUUCUACAAGGGUCUUCCUCCGCUAUGGGGACGACAAAUUCCGUACACAAUGAUGAAGUUCGCUUGCUUCGAACGCACUGUGGAAGCACUGUACAAGCAUGUUGUACCAAAACCACGCGAAAAAUGUUCGAAAAGUGAACAGUUAGUUGUAACUUUUGCAGCGGGUUACAUCGCGGGUGUAUUUUGUGCUAUCGUAUCCCAUCCUCCUGACACAAUAGUGUCGAAAUUAAAUAAGGAUCCAAAUGCACGCCUGGUGGAAGUUGCCAAAAAUUUGGGGCUAAUGGGUAUGUGGAGCGGAUUGGGUCCUCGUAUUAUCAUGAUUGGAACAUUAACAGCCUUACAAUGGUUCAUUUAUGAUGGCUUUAAAGUAGCUAUGCAGUUGCCGCGUCCCCCACCUCCAUCUAUGCCGGAAUCAUUGAAGCAAGUGCAUUGAUGUAGUCUCCCAAAUGUAUACAACGCUCCAUAUUUUAUCCUAGUCCUGUCUAACACUUAUUUACGUGAAAAACCUAGUUUGUAGAUCUGAAAAUAUUGAAUAUAGUAUAUUUGAAAUAAUUUCUCAUGGAAAUCUAGUGUUUAUAUACAAUUAAAAGAAAGAUUGUUGAAUCUGAGUACCAGUUCGAAUACGUCUUCUGUUUGGCUUGGAAGCUAAGAGUUUGGGAGUUUCUUUAUGCAAUGAAAAAGAGUCAUCAUCGUCUACACAAAAACUAUCCAUCUGAUAUUCAUCCUGUUCUGGGGUCUACAACAAAGAUUAAAUGAUUUCUGUAAAGAUUUUGUGCACACUAAACGUAAUAUUAGGUUGUAUAUAUAUAUAGCGUUAAGAGUUACAAUAAGCAUCACUAAGUGUUACCAUACAAUUUACAAUCAGAAUUGAUUGAAUCAUAGGUUUAAAACUUUUUGGAUGUCAGAUACAUAUUGCCGUUCUCCAUGUCAACGGAUCUAGUCAUUCCUGUUGAAUCCCUAAAAAUCCAAACCAACUGGAAAUCAGGUUUGUCUAAUAAGACAAAAUGGAUUGCCCGAAAUCAAACGGACCCGAAGAAUUGGAAAAAUUCUGGUUCUAAACUUGGUAAAAACAGAUGAAAGCUUGUGAACGGGGCGAAGCUACAUGUUGUCCAUAUUUUUCGAUCCACAACUGGCAAUUACUCAUAUGUCCUGAUACGCGGCUGUCGUAAAUAUCUGUGCUCUCAAUUAUACACAGGCGUUUUUUAUGUUGAACUACAAUACCUGAGGUGUGAUUAGUUGUAUAACUAAUCUGUUAGCGUUCGUUCAAAUUAAUAGCCAAAAGAGAACAGACAAUUUUAACUCAGCCUGAUUACGCAGUUGUUUAGAGACAACUUAGUAGCUGGAAUCCAGUCAUAUAAUCUUGCUUUUAAAUUCUGAGUGGCACUAAAAGGCCUGGUUCCAUUAGCGUCGUCAGACGUAAGCAAGCAUGAAACACUCUGUAACUGACAGUCCGAGAAUUUCCUUACGGUACUGAUUGUUUUAGAUACAACAUAUGCAAGUAACAAGGUUUAGAAUGAUGGCCAAGUAUAUCUAUUUGGAGAUGUCAUCGUUUAUGGCAAGCUCGAUUAGCACUCGUAAUUUGUUUGGUGCUUUAGGUGUACAAACGGAAGCAAGCAAGCAUCUUGAUGAGCAGCACUGUCUAGUCCACAAGACUGCUAUACAUUUUCAUGAUCACUAGUAUAAAAGAACCUGACAUUUAAACCAAUUUUAUCGCUAUACAUAGGACUCUCGUAAAUACCGAGUAAGAUUCGGUCUUCUAAGAGUACUAUUAAUAUCAUAUUAUUACUGAGGUAUUACCGUAGACUCAUAGAAAUAUGACUAAGAAAAGUACAAAACUAUAUCAUUGAAAUGAUGUGUAACAUACGAACUAACCUGCGAAAAUAUAAAGGAAUUUUGCAUAUCAUCACACUUCUCAGAUAUUUUCGGCAAAAUGUCUCUUUUGCUGACCCAUGGGCUUCUGACAUUGCCUGGAAAUAUUUGUGGACUCCGAAUGCUCCGGAGGUAAAUUUUCAUGUCAGAUCGAGAUGAAUCGCACGUGAUAUUCGCGCAUUCAUCGUUUAUGAAACUGUCAUCAUACAUAUCUUGAUCUUCAGAAUGAAGCUGGUCAGAUGACUCAUUACUCGUACACUCAGCCUGUGAUAAAAACAAUUUAGAUCCAGCGUAUUUAGUAUUUUUGAUUCUCACUUUUUUGUUCAACCGGUUCGAUAAUGUAAACUCGCUGACACUUUCGUGAAAUAUUCCCGAUAAUUCUUUGUCAGUAGUUUCACUAGAGUUGUUGUUUUUGGUUUCAUUUUUAGGAACGGUUUCAAUGUUGUUUAGUUUUAUUGGUGACGACGAAUAUAAUAAAUCAUCUGUAUUAAGUACCUCUGUUACCUGUUCUACUGGGGACCAAUUAAUUUGUGAGUCAAAAGAACUGUUGGAAGCAGUAGAGAAACAACCGUUUUUUAAUCUGUCCACAUCACUAUAGGUGUCCAUUUUUUCAGUGGUUUGGGUAGGCUUAAUAAUAUCACCCAGCUCUGACCCUAAAGAGAGUUUUGUUUCAAAAGUAAAAAGGUCGACUGAUUUGUGGAAACCGCUCAACUGCCGAAAUGGUGAACCAGCAAAAAUAACACUUUGGGUAGUAGUAGGAAGCUCAGGAUUCGUUAGUUCUUCAUCUAAUAAAGUUGAUGCAUCCAGGUGAAUAGUUGAAUUCUCCAGUAAAGCUAACGCUUCAUCAGGAUUAACUUGACUAGAUGAAGAAAUCAUAGGUGGCUUUACACAACUUCGUCCAAAAGGAGUGCUUUGAGCUAAGCUAAUCACUGUAUUAGGUAGGCUGAAAUUUUGAACAAUAUCUUUUAGCUGCAUAUCGUGAAAUCGACUAUCGAUUGUGUGAAGGCACUUCGUGGUUAGAGAGUUUUCCUCAGAAUUCGGUAGUUUUGUAUUAAUUGCUUCAAGUAAACUAUUUUCUAUACUUAGCUUAAGAUUCAACUUUGGGCUUGAAGAAAUUGUAGGUGAACUGUGAUUUUGAUCAAUCAUGAACUCUAACCACUUAUUUAGUGCAGUUUGUAGGGAUGCCAUUGUAAUAGGCUCAUCGUUAUUAGCGUUAAUAUUAUGAAGUAUUUGAGUGAACUGUUUUGUGCAGUCGGUUAGUUCGUUAAGAUGAGGGUCAAAAAAUACUUUGUUAGACACUAAACCUUUGACUAUUCUAAGAUCUUGGAUAAUAUCUAAUACCGGGUUGGAUAUCUCUGAAGCUGGCAGAGUAUUGGUAGUCUUGAUGGUAGUCAAUUCAUCAAGAUCAUGAUGACAUUGUGAAGAGCUAUGCAAAUCUAACUGGCUAUUGGGUGGCGAAGAACUUAUUUUUAAUAAUUCACUCAUUUUUGUAUUAAUAUCAAUUUUCCGUAUACCCAGAGCAUGGUAAGAAAGUUGUGUCAUACUACGACGAUGCAUUUCAACUAGCCGGAGGAUUGACAUGAGGUGUUGCGACGAAGAGGAUGAACCAACAUUUGAUCCUGGAAUUAGACUAGAUUGCAUAGUUUCUCUGAAGACUGCUAAUCUUUCUUGAGAUGUCAGAUUGUAAAUGUCUGUGACUGUUGGGUGGUCUGAAUUAAAAGUAUCCACAUCAUCAAAUUUUGAUAUAUGUUGAAUUCGACCUAAGGAAGGGGGGUAUAACCUAAUAUGCAGCCUAUCCAGUUUAACAGACUCCGCAUGCAAUCUGUAGAUGUCUUCAUACGAACUCUUCUGAACACCUGGCUGCUUUUGUCCCGAUAUUUGAUUGGUAAAAAACUUCUCUGUUCGUAAACAUUUGAACUGGAGUUUAGGAUGAACACCAAUCGGUACCAUUCUUGGAUUAUGUGGAUAGAAAGCAAGUUUACAAUAAGCGUUUCCGUCAAGCAAAGCUUUGUGAACAGAAGAAGUUCUCGCGAUACUAACGGCAUGAUUCCUUUCUUCACGACCUUCUGUUAGUAGCACAACAAUACGUCCCAGACGCUUGCGACCAGUUCGACCUUGACGUUGCAUUAGUUGAAUUGGUGAUUUUGAAGCAUCAAAGCAAACUAUUAGAUCAACUUGUCCAACAUCAAUACCCUCUUCACCGACACACGUUGACACUAGGGUGUUAUAAACGCCUGACCGAAAACCAUCCAUAACACGUAUCUGAUCACGUUGUGAUAUUCCACCCUGGGCAUUUGACAGUCGCGGGUUUUUCAAACUGGGUGACUCAUGUUGAUUAUUUAAUUGGGGACUUCCAUUUACUCUUGUUCCUUGUCCAAUAAAUGAUGCAGGUCUAAUUAAUGGUCUUAAUGGUUUAAGCAUAUGCAUAAUUUCUUCAACCGAGUCGCGAAACUGCGUAAAAACUAUUACGCGUGUGGAGCUUCGUUCAUGCGUGUUUUUUCUGUCUUCAAAAUGACUAAGCAAAACAUCUCUUAGUUUAUCAAGUUUGGGAUGACCAGCCAAAAAAGGUGCUUGGGAAUGCAAUAGAUCUGUAUGAAUUAACUCUUGCCUCCAAGUUCCGUCAGUGCAUUCUACAUUCAUGCCGAAUCGCUGAGCUAAUUCUAUCCAUAAAUGAUUCAUAUUUGGAAGUCUGUUAAGCUGACUCCUAACCAAUGGACUAGCUCGAUUUCCAGAAUAAACACCCUCUAAGUAGCGAUAGAGGGGACGUAACCCAUGUUGAACCAACAGUUCCAAGCCAUGAAGCAAACAUAUAACUACGGCGAAGUCACACUGAAUUGAACUGUUUUCUGUUGAAUUAAUACUAGGAAACGUUUGCGAAGACCAUUUUUCUCGUGCUUUAAUAACUGUGUAUUUCGCUAGUUUUUCUGGACGAAGAUCACCAUAACACUCUGAGAGUGCACGACGUUGGUAAAGUCUAUCGAGGGGCACACGAAUACACUCAAUUAAUUGAUUACGAUACCGUGUCAGUUCCGGACCAAGAGGAACAACUACCGCUUCUAGCUCCCGAUGUUGUGUGUAUGGUCGGACGUCGGCACUAGUGUCAGUUCGAAGCUCAAGAUGGGAUAUAAGUAAGUUUGCAAUCAGUGUUUGUACCCCUUCAAUAUCAGCUGCAGGUGUGGCGGACAAAGCAACAAUCCGAAAUUGUCGAUGAGUGUACGGUGGAUUAGUCAGAAUUCGCAAUACCUAUUUUGUGAAGAAAAAUUAGAAUACAUAAAAUACAAAUGUUCAGAUUAAUAUAUUUAGAAACAAACUAUCUGAUACACCGAGAAAAUAUAAAUUGAGAAUAAACGAAUAUGAAACGGCAUUGGAUUUGAAAAUUCAUCUUAAUUUCAUUCAGUCUUCGUUCCAAAGAGUGACUUAAAAAAUCGAUAGACAAUUCAUGAUGGAUGUUUUGCAGCAACUGUUCGCGAUAAACAGUAGAUAGUUGAAUUACUUUUGAGUAAUGUUAUGAUUACCAACAAAAAGGUUCACACUUAUGUACACUUAAGUAACCUUUCGUUAAAACAAACGCUUUGUCUGAGGCCUAGACAUGGUUACUGAACUGAUAAUUUUCUUAUCAACACUACUACAUCACCACUGAAGAUAUAGAAACAAACAAAAUGUAAAAUAUCCGAUCACAAUGAAAACAGUUCAAAUCACUUUCAUGUCAAAAUACUACAGUGAAGAAUGCGAUAAAAUUAAAACAGGAUUGCCGCUGGCCUUUAUUCUGAUUUGUGUUUGGUUACGUCUUAAGUUGCUGAGUGACGAGAUGGGUAUGACCUCAAUUACGAAGUGGUUGACCGGCAGAUGACAACCCCAAGCAGCUAUCUUAUAUACCAUCAUCUCAUGUCGUAAACUGAUCACCAUUUCCACUCUUACCACUAGUGCCAGUAAUUAAUACAUGGUGUGAAAGCCGAUGACACAACAUACGUAUAACUAGCGAAGUUGAUGUUUCGAAAUGGUGAUACCAACUGGAUUGUUGUCAGUGUGACUGAAAGUACAUUUCUGAACAUCGCGAUUACUAUUGUAAGUGAGCAAUUAGUUUGAGAUAAUGAUGGUUAGACAGUCAUCAAAGUUUCUCCGCUCGGAGAGAUCAGAUUUUACAUGCAUGACUCAAAAAUAAUCUUAAUGAGGAGUUGCACACUUGACGUCUUAUACCAAGACUAACACCAUACAACAUUUACGAGCAUCAACGCCACUCUGUGGAGGGUGAUCACGAUAGCCUGUGUGUCAACGCAAAUUGAGACAACGUCAUCCGC
This is a messenger RNA of Schistosoma haematobium, 6727 nucleotides long. RefSeq lists its product as uncharacterized. The record is from RefSeq and is a predicted model, not a curated record. Gene Ontology annotation, cellular component: mitochondrial inner membrane. Gene Ontology annotation, biological process: mitochondrial phosphate ion transmembrane transport. Bases 67 to 993 code for a protein of 308 amino acids. Gene Ontology annotation, molecular function: phosphate transmembrane transporter activity. NCBI's taxonomy places the organism in Eukaryota, Metazoa, Platyhelminthes, Trematoda, Strigeidida, Schistosomatidae. The transcript has 4 exons.